AUGUCAAAACCUCUCAGCAGCAAAGAUACCAGAGGAGCUCUGCUCUAUAAUCUUUGCUCAGCAGAAUCAGACCACGCGGCAGCGGGAAACAUUGGAAACAUGUUCGACGGCGAUAAAUGGCACCGAACGUACUCCGCCAAAGGUGGAACGGAAUCAUUUUACCCCUAUAAACACCUACGCAGCGACGGAUGGAAAUAUGUGCGCUACCCUCGAACGCCAGACUACGGUUUUCUACAGGCAAAAAAAAAAGACCGGGCUCGCUUCCAGCCGACACGCCUGUCCCAUGUCACCACCUUUACCGGUGCCCGAGGAAUCUUCUCCAGCGGCACUUUCAGCAGCCACACUCCGAAAAACAUUGGAGUGAAAGUGGAUGAAUAUUUCUCAUGGUGGAGUUUUGAAAUAGCUGAAAAACAGAAGAAGAGAGAGAGAUACAAAUACAAACGGAUGAUAAAAGCCAAUACGUCAGUCACAAUACGUGAAUUCUUCAACUCUCCUCCUUUCCAAGAGGAAUCUCGAUACGGGAAUUUCAAGUUCACCUACGACAUGGAGAGUCUGUUCGAGAUGUACGAGAACUCGGUGUGUGGCGGCAGGCGAGCUGAGUUCCGGGUCCUGGGCACCUUCACAUACAAGCUGGAGGUCAUGCACGCCGUGGUGGUGUGUCCCCCCUUGGAUGUCGCUCCCUUGUUCAGCCGCUGCCCCCUCGUUGGCGACGACAUCCAGGCGGUCGUUUCCAGAUUCGGCCACCGUUGGAGGUGGAGACCCGAUUCAACCCGAUACGACUAUAAGCCUUACCGCUGCUGGGAUCACGUCUCCUUGGCUUUCUACCUGCCCUGCUAUUCUCCCUACCCUGGAUUCCCGCUCCCUCCCGGAUACCCGGACGUCAACUACUGCAAGGAGUCGGGGAAUCUUCUCAGAUCGAUCGAUAUUACACCGGAGUGGAAAUUUGAUCAGUCUACAGGUUUGUCAUUACAGGAAGAAGCUGCGAAAGGUUUACUGGCUGAAUUCAACCUUGGUUGUGACGUUCAUCAUACUGAACAUGUGUACAGGGUUUAUGUAAGCACCUUCCUCGGAUAUGGUGGAAAUUAUGCUCGACAGCGCUACGAGGACCUAAUUUUUAAUAAUAUUACGACUGCAAACAGAUUGCUUGAACAGCACAUCGGUAUCAGUUCAGAGCGCCCUUACCUCGAUCCCUGUCUGUCCCUUGAAACAGUCGAUACCAUUCAGGACGAACAGAUUUUGCACUUGAAAGGAGUCGGAGACUUUGACGAGUGCUGCGAGCGAAUCAAACCAUUCCUGGGCAAAGGGAAUGAGACCAACACUUCUUUCAGUGGGGUUUAUCAGCCUCCUAUUGAUUUCCAUAACAGUGAAUUCUACGGUUUCUCUGAAUUUCAUUAUUGCACUGAAGAUGUCUUGCGCAUGGGAAGUCAAUACGAUGGCGUCAGGUACGCAAAAGCAGCCAAGGAUUAUUGUGCUACCAAAUGGACAACCUUAAAAGAACGAUUUGACCUCAAUCUGUUUUCAUCUCAUGCAGACCUGAGCAGAUUAAAGUAUCAGUGUUUUAAGUCUGCGUGGGUGUAUGAGGUACUGCACAGUGGUUUCGACUUUCCAGCUGACUAUUCCAACUUGAAGACAAUCAAGUUGGUCAAUGACAAGGAAAUACAGUGGACGCUGGGAGCAAUUCUUUACAAGACCCGUUUCUUACCUCUGCGGGAUCUGCGAAAAGACGCCAUCAAAACGAGUCAUUCCAGCUGGCUGCGAGUCUCCUUCGUCUACAACCACUACCUGUUCUUUGCCUGUUUCUUCGUGGUCCUACUGGCCAUCAUCCUGUAUGUGCUGAGGCUCCGACGCAUUCACAAGAGGGCACAGCAGGAGCUGCAAUGGUUGCAAGAGGCCGAGCCAAUGACUGAGGGGUCAUGAUCAGCCCAGGUGAGAUGUAGCAAACCUUUCAGAACGGAAAAAGAAUGCCCCUGAAUCACGCAUUGGAAGGAACCACAGAUGCUGGUUUACACUUCAUGUUCAGAGAACCAGAAGGGUUCCGACCCAAAACAUCACCUAUUUUUCUCCAGAGAUGCUGCCUGACCCGCUGAGUUACUCCAGCAUUUUGUGUCUUACCCCAGAAUCAUGCGUUGGCUUUUGUUUGACUGAGAAACACUUCAGCGUCAUCUUUGCCACAGUGAACUGUGGUUUAUGUGGAGGGCUUGGAUGUACAGGCCUUUGGGACGUAUCAGGUAUUUAUGUUCAUUCUAAAGUCUACAACUUCUGUUGGAUGACCCAAGACCUGUUCUCAUCUUCUCUUUGAAUUUGGAACCAGUAGCAAUGCAAUAUGCAUCUUUCUUUUCAUAUAUCACAUGCAUCCGAGGUGUUAAGUUAUAUAUGUGUUCUGUAGAGAUUAAUUGGGCACUAUCUGUGGUCCUUCUCUGUCGUCUUCCAAUAUACAUAAUGUGAUGGGAUAGUGAUGAACGUAAUUUGGCAAAUAGUGAUUUUCUGUUUCGUCUUUUGGCAUUCAUUUCCACUCUUAAACUCAAAGAUAUUCACCCAGUGCAUCCUAAGUAUGGUGGGAAAGUGACAUCUAACAAAAUAUAUGCUUAACUCAAGCUUGAAACUAUAAGCCUGAAGGAGUAUGAAGACGGGUCCUCACCCAAAACUUUGCUUCUCCAUGUCCUCCAAAGAUUCUGAGUGAACCCAGAAUGUUGUGUUUUCUGCAAGAUUCCAGCAUCUGCAGUUCCUUGUGUCUCCAUUGAACCCACUAUCUUCUGAUACAAUGGACAUUCCUACCAGCUGAGCCAAAUUCCCAUUCCAAAGUUACCUCGGGUCAAGUCUCUAUAAGUGUGAGGCUCCAAUGCAAAAACCACUUUGUGCAGAUAAAAUCAAGGAAAUCCACAGAUGCUUUCCAUUGCUGGGAUUGGUGAACCUCAAGCCUUAUCCACUGAACUGUCCUGCUCAUGGUCUGAGGGAAUGCAAAACAAAAGACUGAAUUGUGGAAGAUGAUCCAAACCUACCGAUGCACAUUCAAUAAUCCACCAGAAUUGGUGACAACCAAAAAGGGAAUGUUUCCAUGGAAAACACAAAAUGCUGGAGUAACUCAGCG
Messenger RNA from Leucoraja erinaceus (little skate), 3088 nucleotides. Its product is annotated as ectonucleoside triphosphate diphosphohydrolase 7-like. The record is from RefSeq and is a predicted model, not a curated record. NCBI's taxonomy places the organism in Eukaryota, Metazoa, Chordata, Chondrichthyes, Rajiformes, Rajidae. Gene Ontology annotation, cellular component: membrane. Gene Ontology annotation, molecular function: nucleoside diphosphate phosphatase activity. Bases 1 to 1917 code for a protein of 638 amino acids. Gene Ontology annotation, biological process: nucleoside diphosphate catabolic process. The transcript is spliced from 7 exons.